CAUUCGAAGCGGCCGGAGAAGAGCGUCUGCGGCAGCAGUAUGAGGAGCGCGCCGAGAGCGCGGUACGCCGCUUGUCUCCUGUGAAUGGGGGCCCCCAACGCGGUGCUCGUGUCCGGCGGCGGGCCGCCGCUGGCCCUGCUGCUUGUCCUGGCGCUGGCGGCGACGGCAGCCGCGAGGGCCGCUUCUUCGUCGUCGGCCUUCCUGAGCUCCAUGUUCGCCGCGCAGACGCAGCAGGACCCGUGCUUCGACGAGAUGAACAACCCGCGCCGGUGCAUCCCGGACUUCGUGAACGCCGCGUUCGGCAAGGAGGUGCGCGUCAGCUCCGAGUGCGGCAACCCGCCGUCGCGCUACUGCGCCACGGCCACCGACGAGAAGGGCGAGAUCGUGCGCAACUGCCAGAUCUGCGACGCCGGCAACCCGAAGCGCCGGCACCCGGCCGCCUACCUGACCGACCUGAACAACCCGAACAACGUCACCUGCUGGAUGUCCGAGCCGUUCCAGCAGCCGCUGCACAACGUGUCCCUGGUGCUCAGCCUGGGCAAGAAGUACGAGCUGACCUACGUGAGCCUGCAGUUCUGCGGCGCCAAGCCGGACUCCCUGGCCAUCUACAAGAGCACCGACCACGGCCGCUCGUGGCAGCCGUUCCAGUUCUACUCGUCGCAGUGCCGCAAGAUGUACGGCCGCCCCAACCGUGCGUUGAUCACGAAGGCCAACGAGCAGGAGCCGCUCUGCAGCGACCCGCAGUCGAGCACCGAGCAGCUCUCCGGCGCUCGCAUCGCCUUCUCGACGCUCGAAGGGCGCCCGUCGGCCUACGAGUUCGACAGCAGCCCCGUGCUGCAGGAGUGGGUCACUGCCACCGACGUCAAGGUGGUCUUCAACCGGCUCACCAACUGGGCGCUGCCGGAGCCGGCCGACAACGAGACACUGGUGCCGGCGCGCGACGCCUCCUACUACUACGCCGUGUCCGACUUCGCCGUGGGCGGCCGCUGCAAGUGCAACGGCCACGGCUCGCGCUGCGUCCAGAACAGGGACGGCCAGCUGGCCUGCGAGUGCAAGCACAACACCGCCGGCCGCGACUGCGAGAAGUGCAAGCCCUUCUACUACGACCGGCCGUGGGGAAGGGCCACGGCACACGAUGCCCACGAGUGCGUCCCGUGCAACUGCAACCUGCACGCCCGGCGGUGCCGCUUCAACAUGGAGCUGUACAAGCUGUCGGGUCGCCAGAGCGGUGGCGUCUGCCUCAACUGCCGCCACAACACGGCCGGACGCCACUGUCACUACUGCAAGGAAGGCUAUUACCGGGACCAUUCCAAGCCUAUCACCCACCGAAAAGCGUGCAGAGCGUGCGACUGCCACCCGGUGGGCGCCUCGGGGCGCACCUGCAACCAAACCACUGGCCAGUGCCCCUGCAAGGACGGCGUCACCGGCACCACGUGCAACCGCUGUGCCAAGGGAUACCAGCAGAGCCGGUCGCCCAUUGCGCCAUGCAUCAAGAUACCUGUGGUGGACCAUUCAGUUAUGGCAGCUGGAGGACCUGAACAAUGCUCGAAAUGCAAGACAACGACAAAGAGAAUCAACCAGAGAAAGUACUGCAAGCGGGACUUCGCCAUCCAGGCCAACGUGCUGUCCCGAGAGACGGUGGGCAGCUGGGUGCGGUUCAACAUCCAGGUGGUGGACAUCUUCAAGUACGGCCCGUCCAAGGUGCGACGCGGCAACGACUUCCUUUGGGUGCCCAUGGCUGACCUGGCCUGCAAGUGCCCAAAACUAAGGCUCAAGAGCAGCUACCUCAUUCUGGGUAACGAAGAAAUACAUGACGGCCAGCCGGGCCUGACGGCGGACAAGAACAGCAUCGUCAUCGACUGGAAGGAUGAGUGGGGAAGGAGGCUGCGAAAGUUUCAAAGGCGGCAAAGGAAAGGCAGUUGUUUCUACCCCAGCCUGUAACAGCAGAAUUCACUGGUGGUUGGUCGGGCUGUGAAGAAAGACAAAAAGCAACAACAAAAAAAAUGAGUACAGUGGAUGGUGAUAUGCUUGUAUGGCCUUCCUACUUCUUGCAGCUGCUUUCUUUUUCUCGUCAUGCAGCCGAACGUGCCCACUUUGCACCUGCAUUCCACUUGUUGUUUGUGAAGAAUGCCACAUAUAUACUCUGGCAGUGCAUAACCUGACUAGUCAUGUGAGUUGUAUGUGCUCUUUCUGCGGGCCUCCAUUCCAUUCCCCCCAUUGAAGGCAAGUGAAACAAUGGAAACAAGUAACAUCCUUUGUUGUUCUCACGAACUAUUGCUGUGUCAGACAUGGCUGUUGUCACCUCGCAAUUAUUUGUGAAAGUAUACAUAUACUAUAUAUAUAUAGGUUGUUUGUCAUAUGUGUUGGCAUAUACGUGUGUACUUACUGGCUGGCUUCUACGAGCUUUUGUGAGCCUGGAGACAUCGAAGGUUCAAGGUUAUACAGCGAAAGCAUUUGUUUGUGCACUCCUCAAAACUCCACGCACAGCUACAUGAAUACUGUUUUGCUCUUACGCAGAGAUGAUGUCCAAUUUGUAAUGGUAUAUAAUGGGCUAAAUUGUGCAGAGAAAGCAGAAAAUCCACAUAUCACCUGUCAGUGAGAUCCUCCCACUCCAAAGAAAGAGAAAAAUCAGCACCGAGCUUGUUUUCUACACAAAGCUUGUCAUCAUUGGUCAUUUUCUGCACUGUUUUAUUUAUUUAUUUGAUCAUUAGGAAAGCAUACCACGUGAACAUACUGCAUGUUUUUUUAUGGCUACAGUCCUGUUCUAAUGACUGUGUGAUGCAUGUGUCUCGUCAUGAUGUGGAGCAUGUGUAUGAUGUAUUAACUCUGUACUCAGUGCUUGUGAUAUGCUAACACAUCUCCCUUAGUGUGUGUGUUAAUACGUAAUCGCCUUGUACUUAGUGUUGUAUAGUGUAAUGAAGUCCUACUUUUUUUUAGUUUACUCGUAAAUGCACUUAAGUUCUAUUUAAAUACAUGAUACCAUAUUUCAGCAUGGAAAAGGCUACCGUUCUAAGCAAUACCUUCUCUUUUGUUUUCAGAAUGGUCUGAAGAAGGCUAUGAGGAGCCCUCACACUUUACACAGUGUCUAAUGAGCGUUUACCACAAUGAAACCGUGUCCUUUGAUGUAGCAGACGAUGACAUUUUGCCAUCCUGAUAGUAAGCUCUAGCCAUGUUCACACACAUCUUGAGAUCCCAUCAGUGAAAAAGAAGUUGAUGUCAAAGUACUCCAGACUGCUUAGUCAAGGUAUUAUUCUGUUUGUUCAUCUUUACAAGAAAAAAAAAAUGUUUGUGCUGGUACUCAUGAAUGUCAAGCAGUGCAAACUGAUGCCUGAGAACUGUUAUAUCAUAAAGUGAAAGAAAUGAGUAUAUGCAUUGAACACACUCUCACGGCUCUUCUUUGAUGCUUGCAUGAGUGUGGCCACUGGUAGUCAUCGUAUUGAAACUAACAAGUGCAAACAUAUCUAUGACACAUGAACUCUUGUCUGUUAGCUGAUGAGAAAUAUUUCUAGCAUUGCUAGCAAAAAUGUAAAGAACUAGAUAAUUAGGCAUGUUUUUCACAAUCACAAUAAAAGGGCAUGCGAAAAAUAAAGUUUUCAUUCACAGUGAAACAAAGUGUUGCUCCAAAGUGUUGUACACGUCUGUGCAAUAAUGAAAAACCUCCAUGUAGUAAAAAAAGAAAAUGUUCACGUAAUCAUUACAGGUAAAGUACAGUUUAUGGAGUUAAUUCAACUUGAGUUUUGCUUUUUGUCUAGAAUGUAGUAAAAUUUAUCCAGAAGCACAUACAUCACUGGACCACCAAUACCACCAACAGGUGGUUUGACCAAGACUCUCUCGCUGCUGUGUUCCUCCAGCAACAUACUGCUACCUCAUGGAGAAAGUUGUAAAAUAUCAAAAUAGAAAAAAAAAGCAUGCAAUGUUCUUUCUUCUUUCUUGCUCCAGCACAGCUGCUUUGAACUCUACUCAUAUAAAAGAUUUUAAACAAAAACUUGGGGGAGGAGGCGAGAAGGAAUAGGGAGAGGAGUACUUAGUCAUGCAAUUUUUUGUCAGGACAGUAACAUUGCACGGUGUACUAGAUGCAUGCAUGUAUUUGACAGUCACUCUAAAUACAUCACAAACUGCAACCCACACUCAGUGGCUCGACGAGUGGGUAUGGGAAUAACUAUGCCGCCAGAUUUUAAAACCCUGACAGUGCACACAGCCUCAAACCUGUCCUGUGCCAAACCAUGCACUGCAUGUGUGGGCCUGCGCAAGUCUGAUUGCACUGUCACUUUUGUCAUUGUGCUGUCUUUAGUAUUAGCCACAACUUUGGCGAGUCAAUCUAGAUAAUCAUACAUGAGCCAAGGUUGACCAACUUGAACUGUGAACCUAGCAGUGGCGUUGUGAAUGCUGCAGAUGUAAUUUGCUGCUGCUUCUCCUAUCACCACCGAAAUGCUACUAGCAGAACCUUUGUCAUACUAAAGUCUGUUCAUACAGUAACAACAGCACAACCUCGGCACCAGACACAAGAGCAAGUUGAAUUUGUCGAGCAAAAUCUCGACAUGUAAAGGGGCAUGACAAUAUGCUGUCAUUGACUGACUUGUGCCUGUAGGCUGCAGUAACGAAUGUCAAUUGCACAAUCCUUUUUUUUUUUUGUCUACAUUCAUGCUAUCCUAAUACAUUCAGACUACACACACACACACACACAAAAAAAAAAGGAAAUUGUGUGGAGUUGAAGUGCAAUGUUGGCCAACUGUAAUGAAAUAUAUUGCAGGUGUAAGCAACCAAAAGGAAGCUUGAUGGGUUUUGAUGUUCCAACGCAGCCAACACAAGUGCUAUUAGAGAUGCUGUACUGGUGGGCUCCAGAUUUCUUUUUGAUCACAUGAGGUUCCUUAAUGGGUACCUUAAGUAAGUGACCAAUCUCACAUUUGGCUCGCAUUAAAACGUGGGUGCACCAGCUGUGAAUCAAAUUCGCAGCUGCAUGCUCAGCAGUAGAAAAAAAACAACCACAGUGGCGAGUACCAAGCAGAGAUCACUGUUUAAGAAAUGCUAGUUUGCUAUAAACUUCCUUUUGACAAUAGAGAGGUGACAAUGUAACCACCAAAAUUGAUUGGCAUAUUCUUGUUUUUCCCAAAAGCAUUUCAUCUCAAACAGCAAAAAAAAAAAAGGAGGGAGGGAGGGAGGCAAGAAAAUUGGCACUACUGCCGCUACUACUAAAAUUGCAUAAGCAAGCAAACCAGUGUUGAUGCGAUGACUGCAGGUCAAUAAGUAUAAAAUGAAAAACGCCUCUGUACAGUGGUGACUAAUAUGAAACGGAACAUUUGUGUUAAACACCAUAAGCUGUACUUUUUUUUCUUGCACUGAGAUAAAGAAUGUAAAACACUGGAUCCUUCAACAGGACAGCUAUGUAGAUCUCAUCGCACACUGCCAUAGUAACUACUUGAAUACUAAUGGUGUUUUCAUUCCUGUUGGACCCACUCUGUAGUUUAAGACCCCCCCCCCCCUCCCCCCAUGAGCUCUAAACUAAUUGGGAACUUCCAUUGCAGUGUCACUUAUAGCCCAGGUGCUUCUUUGGGGCAAAUGAUAUGGGAUGAAUGUGCUUAAAAAGCUACACCAAUUGAAUGCUUGCUUACUGUACUAAGAUAGCAAAAAGCAUGCCUCAUUUCUUGUUGGAGCACUGGAUUCUGUUAUUCCAUACAAGAUGUCAAAUGUAAGGAUGUUUAAGAGCAUUCUUUGUGCCAAAACGCAGAUUUGCAAAUCCUUGUUUAGAAUUUUAAAAAACAUGACUUGCUAUGUUUCUUUUUUCGUAUUCAUUUAUUUGUGUUACAAGUGCCACAGGAAAAGAAUGAAGGAGCGAGGAAUAUAAACUUAUGAAACAAA
Molecule: messenger RNA, 5856 nt
Organism: Dermacentor silvarum
Lineage: Eukaryota; Metazoa; Arthropoda; Arachnida; Ixodida; Ixodidae
Gene: NetA
Product: netrin-1
Exons: 8
Coding region: 85-1941 (618 amino acids)
Molecular function (GO): protein binding
Source: RefSeq, a predicted model, not a curated record